Messenger RNA from Malaya genurostris, 1231 nucleotides. Its product is annotated as clavesin-1-like. Gene Ontology annotation, molecular function: phosphatidylinositol bisphosphate binding. Gene Ontology annotation, cellular component: membrane. NCBI's taxonomy places the organism in Eukaryota, Metazoa, Arthropoda, Insecta, Diptera, Culicidae. The record is from RefSeq and is a predicted model, not a curated record. Bases 108 to 980 code for a protein of 290 amino acids. The transcript is spliced from 3 exons.
CUUAGAUUCGGUGCGUCGCGAAACGGUUGGAAUUUCACGGCUUGAAUCGCCAAAGUCUAAAGUGAAGUCUCCUCCACAGACUCCCCCCCCCCCCCCCUCGGAACGAAAUGGACCUCGCCCCGUUCGAUAUAGACACAUCGCCCCCAUCGGCGGCCCUACUCGAAGUCGCUCGCCGAGAAUUACGGGAAACUCCGGAAGUACGUGAAACUGCCACCGUUGAACUCCGGAAGCUGCUUCACAAUGCCACCGAUCUGCACUACCGGGAUGACGAUGAUUUUCUGCUUGUUUUUCUCAGACCGUGCCAUUUCUAUCCGGAGAGUGCCCUGAAAAUGAUGCGAAGAAUAGCCGAUUUCAAGAAGAACUACCACCCACUGAUGCACAAUCUCUACCCGGAGGAUGAAAAGCUGUCGUUCAUCGAGCACGGCAUCGUCAACGUGUUGACGAACCGUGACCGCAAGGGACGUCGAAUUCUGAUUCUGAACGUGGGAAAAGUGUGGGAUCCGAAGCAGGUUAGCCCGGAGAAGCUGUUCCGGAUGCUGUUCCUGGUUCAUCUCGUCGCUCAGCUGGAAGCGUCCACGCAAAUAAACGGAGUCGUCAUCAUCAUGGACUUUGAGGGACUCUCGCUGAAACAGGUGCGUGCACUGUCGCCAUCUUUCUCCCGGCUGCUGCUGACCUUCAUCCAGGAAGCCGUCCCCCUGCGAAUGAAAGAAGUCCACAUUGUCAAUCAGCCGUACAUUUUCAAAAUGGUCUGGACACUGUUCAAGCCGUUCAUCGGAGAAAAGCUGAAAAACAGGCUCGAAUUCCACGGCAGUGACACGAAAAAGCUGCACCAGUACAUCGAUCCAAGUGACCUGCCGAAAAACUAUGGCGGCACUCGGCCUCCGCUGGACUACGGUUCACGCGAAUGGUAUCCUUGCAUCGAGAAGUACGUCGAUCACAUCAGCAAAUGGAACACGUACGGACACGCAAACGCACUUUGAUUGUGCCGUAAUUCACCGAACAACUACGAGCAAGGUUAAACGAUUUUAAUGAUAUUAGAAGAAUUGAUUUAUGGGAAGCAGAUAAGUGCUGAUGGCAGGAACCAAAAAAUACCUACUAACUUUUACGCAGAGCAAAGCUACUUAGAAGUGUAGAUUGAUUGUUUCAUUGGAAACGUGCGAAAAUUGAUAAAACACUAAUAAUUUAUUCUCUAAGAUCGAUUAGGCUAAGGGGACUAACUUAAGCUGGAAAU